GCUCACCACAGAAGCGUCCCAAUCAAAACUCCCUUAAAACAGUGAUCUAUCGAGCUAUGCGCUCAUUUUGUGUUUAUCAAGAACACUGACCAGCGUAUCGCUUAUUACGAUGUCGCAAUCGAUCUGUUUGGCACCGUUUUGUGAAAACUCAAGCGAGCAUUGAUAGUUGUUUCCGCGUUUUCUUGAUACUUGGAGAAAAACGUGCUUUUUGCAAGGUUGUGUUUUGAUUGUGUGUGUGGUGGUCGUAGCCAUGCAACUCCGGCGUCGGAUCGGAAUGCUGCCCGUGUAUAAACGUACCAUUAGGCGGGACCUGGCUGCUUUAUAUAGGUUACUGAAAAUGAAAAGGUUCAUCCGAAAAUGCCGUAAACACAAUAGCACUGUUGGCAAAGUAUUUCAACAUCUAACCAAAAAGCAUCCAAAUAAAAUUUGCUUAAUGCACGAAGAUCGAAGAUGGACUUUUCAGCAGGUCGAAGAUUAUAGCAACCAAGUUGCCAAUUGUUUUGCUGCACUAGGCUUUCGAAGAGGAGAUGAAAUCGCCAUAUUCAUGGAGUCCAAACUCGAAUUUAUUGCCUUAUGGCUGGGUUUGUCAAAAAUUGGUGUUGUUCCUGCUCUCAUCAAUUCAAAUUUGAGAUUACAGCCUCUGGCAUUUUCAAUAACUGUUGUCAACUGUAAGGCUGUGAUCUUUGGAAACGAACUAGUUGAUGCUAUAAAAGAGGCUGCUCCACUUAUCGGUGCUGAAACAAACGGUAUCCAGUACUUUUGUAUGGGGGAGGUACAAUCCUUUCCUGCUAAACCUUUAGAACCUCUAAUAAAUGAAAGUUCUAAAAUGGAACCAAUUCAGCAAAACAAGGGCAACAUGGAUGAUCGUUUGUUCUAUGUGUAUACCUCUGGAACCACUGGUAUGCCAAAGGCUGCAAUUAUUAGACACAGCAGAUUUAUGUGGCUAGGUGCUGGUAUCAAUUUUAUGAAUUGUAUACAGAAAGAUGACAUAUUUUAUACUCCUCUUCCAUUGUAUCACACUGCAGGUGGUAUUUUAUCACUUUCUCAAACAAUAUUGUUUGGAAAUUCUUUAGCUAUUAGAACCAAGUUUUCUGCUUCCAAAUUUUGGGAUGACUGUAUCAAGUAUGAAGCAACGGUUGCUCAAUAUAUUGGAGAGCUGUGUCGUUACUUAUUGGCACAACCCGAAAAACCCCAAGAAAGGCAACACAAAUUAAGGCUGAUAUAUGGCAAUGGCCUCCGUCCUCAAAUUUGGGAAAACUUUGUGUCUAGGUUUAACAUACCAAAUGUUGGAGAAUUGUAUGGCUCUACAGAGGGCAAUGCUAAUGUCAUCAACAUAGACAACAAAGUUGGUGCUGUAGGUUUUAUGUCCCGAAUCAUUCCCACAAUCUAUCCCGUGAGUCUCAUUAAAAUAGAUACUGCCACCGGAGAGCCUGUUAGGGAUAAAAAUGGCUUGUGCAUUAGGUGUGAACCAGGUGAACCUGGAGAGUUUGUUGGUAAGAUAAUUACAAACGAUCCAAUUAGACAGUUCGAUGGUUAUGUUAACCAAUCUGCUACUAAGAAGAAAAUAAUUAGAGAUUGUUUUCAAAAGGGAGAUACGGCCUUUUUGUCUGGUGAUAUGCUUGUGAUGGAUGAGAAUGGUUACUUAUAUUUUGUGGAUAGGACAGGUGACACAUUCCGAUGGCGUGGAGAAAACGUAUCCACCAUGGAGAUAGAAGCUUUAAUCAGUAACUUCCUGAAACAUGCAGACUCUGUUGUGUAUGGUGUUGAAGUACCAAAUAAUGAAGGUAGAGCUGGAAUGGCCGCAAUAUCAGAUCCCAAUCACGCUGUAGAUUUUGAUGCUCUUUAUGCUGAACUUACUAAAUGUUUACCUUCCUAUGCUGUACCCCUGUUUAUUCGAAUAUGUGAUACUAUAGAAAGCACAGGCACUUUCAAAUUAAAGAAAUUUGAUCUCCAGAAGCAAGGGUUUGAUCCAAAUGUUAUUAAAGAUCCUAUUUUCUUUGGUGAUAAGAAAUCACACACUUACAAGCCAUUAACACCAGAAACUUAUGCCGCAAUAUGCAAUGGCUCCAUUCGGCUAUGAACAAACUCAGUUUGGUUAGUUCAAAGAUUCCCAUCUGUGUACAGUUAAACACUAUUGAACAGUUCUUAAUCAUAAAUGUAGAAGUAUGAUUUGGAAAAUAAUUUGCCACAUAUAGAUAUUUUCCGACUUAAAAAGGAAGCAUUUAACUUUAAUUGACUUCAAGUGGUUUAUCAUUUUAUUUAUUUGAAAUAUAUCAUUGGAUUUAUCCUGAUAUGUAUGUUAGAUUGGAUGGUUAUAGAUAUGUUUAAAGAAAGAAAAAAAAAUUCUAUUCUUAAUAGUGCUAAAUGUUUUUAUGUGUGUUUCUAAAAUAAAUGUUAAAAAAAAUACUACAGAUUUUUUAAAUUGAGUUGAGAUAUUUUUAAAUAAUGUGCUCUGUGAUUUCAACUUGCUUUCUUGAAAACAUAUACAUUUUUAUUAUAGAAAUGAUCCCACUUGAUUUAGAACCCUCAGACUCUGUAUUUUAGUUAAUAAAAGUUUUAGAAUUAUUUUACAUUAUGAUCUAAAGAAAUAAUUUAAACUGAAUUUAUUUCAUUUUACUUUUUCUGCAUUUUUGUCAAAAACUUAAUUAUUUAGUAAACGCAUUUUAUGUCUGGUUUAAGUUAUCAUAUUUAUGUAACUUUAAUUAUGAGAGACAUUAUUAAAUAUUAUUACUUACAUUCAUUAAUUAUUAAUAAUUACAUACACAUAAUGCAAUAUUAAUAAUGUCUGUAAUAUUAUUAAUACAGACAUUAUUAGUAUUUUGUAAUAUUGUAAGCAUAGUGUUUGUAAUUUAUUUAGAAAAAAGUUUAGUUUGAUAAAAUUAAAAUCUAAUGUAUCAUUUAAAUCUAACUCUAAUUACUUGAAGAAAUAUUUUAUCAGAAGAUUCAAUUCUUAUACAAAACAAAUUAUAAUUUAGAUUCACAUUAAUAAUAUUAAAUUUAAAAAAAAUUUUGUUUUAUAAAAAAAAAAAAACUUUCUGUUGGUAGGAAAAAAUAUUAGUGAAUUUGGUUAAAAUAAUUCUAAUAUGCAGUGUUUUUUUUUUUAUUAUAAAGGGUUGCCUUUACCGUUGAACUGUAAACGCAAUAUAUCUUCAUCAUAAUAUUCUGUGUCUGUUAAUUUUACUCUGUGAUCUUAUUUUACAAAAAUUAUAACUUUUGCUUUUACAUUUAUUUGUCAUUUGUCUUGUUUUAGGUUUUAUUUAUUAUUAUUGUGAUAAAAAGUUUUUUUAUUUAAAUAAUUAUUUAAACCUUGCUGCAAAUAAGCUUAUUGAUGAACUUUUAGAAUCAUUUAAUUUAAAAAGUAAGUUGUUAUUUUUAAUUUUAGUUUGAAUCUCUUGUAUUUAUAUUUUAUACUUCAGUACACUUGCCUUUACUUAAAUACCAGUGCUUUAUAUAUUGCCAUUGACUCAUAUAUCAGUUUUAUCUGUGUGAAAGUUUAUUUUGCUCCUUCUGUAGUUCUUUACCUAUGAAUUAUUUUCAAAUAAUUUUUUAUUAAGAAAAAACUGUAUUAAAUUUAUUGUGUGUCAUUGUAAUUUGUUUGAAAAUGUAUUUACAGCUUAAUGGCAUGUGCUUCCACUUUGCUAAUGAUUUUUUUUUUCUUUCAAUUCUAUGAUCAACUGACUGUCAUUUUAUCUAUCUCAACUAAUUGGAAGAAAAAGGUUCUAUGUAUUUAUCAUGCUUUAACUUAAUCCAAUUAAGCACAUCUUAAUGCAUUUCUUUUUUUUUUAAAUAAAAAAUAAAUAAGAUUGUGUAUGGUUGGUAGUAAUUAUACACAAAAUUUUUUAUAAGUUUGUUGUAUUAAUUUAGCUGUUAGAAAUGUUCUAUGAACUGAAUCAUCUAUAAACUGGUUUUUUAUCUGCCAUAUUUUAAUCCGAAAACCAUAGAAUGUUAAUUAGUCGAUAGUGGAAUUUCCGUCUCCCAUUUUUACUUACUUUACUUGAAUUCUGCUGAGUGCUAAUUAAAAAUAUCUAUCGGUCACGUUCUAUGUCUCUUAACUUUGUUUUUAAGUCUGAAUUGUGAUCUCCCUUUGUUAGUAUAAUUCCCUUAUGCUAUUACUUUCAUGUUUUUGUAAUGCUACUAAAGGAUGAAAAAUUAAAUAAUUAGUUUGUUGAUAUAGCAACAUUCCCACCUAAUGUAUUCCUAUAUGUUCAAUUGAAUAUUACAGUUUUUGCAAAUUUUAGUAAAGUUUUGCAUGUGUGUAUCUAUUGAAAUUAUUUACUGGUUGUGUUUAGUUACAAGUAAUUCAUCUAAAUAUCUGUAAUUUAAUUUUUUUAGUCUUAUUAUCUAUUUUAAAGUAUUAAAUUUGGGACCAUCUUUUGAUUCAGUUAACAAAAUUUCACUUGCUGUUACAUUUUUAGUAGAUUAAUGCUACAAGUGUUCAAAAAAGAUUUUUAUAUAUAUAUAUAAUAUAUAUUUAAUAUCUGUUUGCUGAAAGAACUAUAAGAAUUUACCAAAAAUGACUACUUUUAUUGAUUUUAGUCUAGUUAUAUCUAUUAAUUUCUUGAUGAGAAUUUUAACGAAUGUAAAAAUUGAAAAUUAAAAUUACAUCUUAUUUACAAUUUGUAUGUUGAAUUUAAUAUAUUCAUAUAUAUAUCCCAAUUUAAAAUGUAUUUUUUGCUUAACCCUUUUGUUACGGUUGUCCACUCUGCUGAAGUGACGCCAUUUAACCGUGCAUAUUGAUAAACUAAUGUUCUGAUUUUCCCAUUUUAGUGUUACAUAUGAAUAUAUUUGAAGAUUUUGCAAGUAUUAUAAAUAGAAAUGUAAUUUAGGAUAAUUCAAAAGAAUCUUAGUAAUUUAUUUCUGUGUGAUAAAUUUUGAAACAAGGCAAACCAACUUCUGCCCUGUGCGUAUGAACUGGGGCUAAAUUUGGUGCUAGUACACAGAGGGCAUCACAUGGAUUUCGGCUAAAUACAGCACUCGUAAUGAAAGAGUUAACAUUCAAUGCUAAGCAUAAUUAUAUUUUUAGAAAUUAACUAUAAUACAAUAUAUAAUUUUAUUAUAAUAAAGUGUAAUGAUAAUAUUUUUGUAAGCUAAAAUAUCUUUGUCAUAUUUUUGAAAAUCAAAAAUUUAAUUAUUUUUGCAUUUAUUCAUUCUUAUUUGUUAUCUAAGAAUAAAUCAUUUUAUUUUAACUAUCUUUUUAAUUUUAUUGAUAGUUUUCAUUAUAAGUACAGGUUGGAUAAAUGUUCAAAAAAUAAAUUUUUGUAUAAAUGUUAUCUCGUGCUUUUUCUAUUUGUCUUAGAGUGAUAUCUGAAAAUUUUUUACAUUGCGCAUUUUUGGCAAUUUGUCUUCUUAUUUAGGUGCCUUUUAUUAUAAAAAUGACUGCUUUUAAAAAUAUUUUGAAAUUAUUAUAAUGUUGCCAUUUUAAUCAUAUUUCAAAUUGAUCAUAUUCAUUGUAACAUCACUAUGUAAACACCAUAAAAUCAAUAUUUAUCCUGCACCAAAAAAAAUAAUUCUUCUUAUUUUUUUUCCAUUGGGAAAGUGCAGCAGAAUUAUUUUUAAUACAAUUUUGCUGUGAGACUUCACGCUUAGAGGGUUAAAAUGCUUAUAGUAGACUUGAUGGUAGAAAACUGCAUUUAAUUAUGCAUGUUUUUCUGCGCAACAAAUCUGCUUUUCUCACUUUCAUUGAGAACUAUGUAUAAGAGUGAGAUAUUUACACAAAGUUGCCUACUUGCAAAAUAAUUGGCGCUUAAUUAUAUUGGUACUGUUUUCUUAUAUAAAAAUAACUGAUUAAUUUUAAUAGUUUAUGAAUUUAACUUAUUCUCUCAUGUGUUUAUUUUUUACUCUAAAUAUUUUAAUUCAGUUUGUAAAUAAUCUAAAAUAUUUAAAGAUAUUAUGAACUAGUGUGCCCAAUGUGCAUAAGAAAAUAUUUUUUUAAAUAUUGAGUUUCGUGCAAAAAAAUAGUAACUUGCUGUAGAAGAUGUAGGCAAAUGAUAUAAACUGUAAUUCUAAAUAAUUUAGAAUUGAAUGUUGUUAUACCUAUAAUACCAAUUCUACAUAAUCUUUAUAAUAUGGCAUUGAAAGGAAUGGUUGUUUGGAUGUUGAUAAUAUUAAAGUUUCUUUAAAUGGUCUCAAAAUAAUUGAAAUGCAAACAAUUAUUUAUAUUAAAAUUUAUAAUAAUAAGAUAUUUUUUCUCAAAUUGUAUGCAAUUCUUAAAACUGUAUAGAAUAAAUGAUCCUUGUGAUAAUCAAAAUUGUAACUUUUGCUUUUUAAAAUAUUGCAGAAAAGUGACCUUCUUUGUUUUGGAAUAAAUAUACCACAAAUUAACUAAAGCACAAAUUAAACUAAAAAAGUUGUAGAAGUACUUCAAACAUGUACCAUCAUUAAGUGUCAACACACAUGAUGAUCCAAGCUACAAAUCAAUCAUCAGUGCCAGAUCCUGAGUCUUGGCACUGAGGAUACUUGUUUAUGCCAUUGAUACAGUAGUAUGCCUGUAACUCUUUUAUUUUGCCAGUUUUCUGCUUCAUUUGUCUUUCUGUGUUUACACAAAUGAUGGUAAAUGUAUAUUAAAGUAAGAUUAAAUUAGAAACCAUUAUUACUUAAACACAUUUAUGGUACAUAAACUUUUUAUUUCUCCAAAUUUGUAAUUUAAAUCUGAAAAAAAAAAAAAAAAAAACGUUAAGCUCCUGAUAUUUAUUAUUUGCAUAAAUUAUAAUCUUUAUAACAUUAAUUUCUUAAGCAAAAUUCUCAGUUACAUGGUAGCUGUAUAUUUUUAUAAAUUAAAAACAUUUAAAAUUGUAUUCAUGGCUCUGAUCAUGGCUGUAAAAAAAUAGAAGAAAAAUUACAGUCAAAAUUGAAAAUAUACCUUUAAAAAUGAAAACUGGCUAUCAACAUCCAUGCUCUAAUGGUUGUAAAUAUGUCUUUUUGUAUUAAAACAACUAUAUAGUUCAAACAAAAUGCAUUCCUCUUUCACUGAAAUAAACUUAGUUUAUUUAAACUGGUGUUUAUAGUGAAAUAGAUGUUGACUCAGAGGGCCUAGUCUUUAAAAAUAUAUAUAUUAACAUAUUUGUUUUUAUAUUGACAUUAUUUGUUGUAAUAGUGCACUUUUAUUCAGUUGAGUCUGUUAUUUAUGUGCCCUAAAGUUCUUUUGGCAAGUUUUGUUUAGAUAUUUAAUUGAAUACUUCCAUUGUAAUAGUCUUGCAUUUUUUUUUCUCUGCGGGUGAUUUCAUUUUGAAGUUUCAUGAAUUAUAACCGUUCGACCUUGGACAUUGCAGGGUCAGAAAUCUUUGCUCCUUGUGCAUGUUUAGUUUGAUACCAUUUAACCUGGUUGCUUUCCUACCUAAGAUUCUUCCUAUAUCCUGUGAUUGGAAGCUGGUACAUAUGUUCUUGGUUAUUUAGGGGUUUUAUUUUUUGGAAUGCAAUGAGCACAAAUCGAUGUUUUUCCAAAUGUUAUUGCUUUAUUGACGAUAACGAAGCUUCCGAUUAUUGAUGGAAUACGACUUCAUUCAACUGGCUUCCGCGAUUAGCUUUACUAUUGCCCAUCCUGUGAAUCUAAUUUUCAGUACCUUUUCUAUGGUUCCUUGUUACAUUGCUCAAACAAAAUCCUCCAAAUAAUUUGUGAAUUACUUGCUUAGCGACGACUUUUUGUUGCAUUUUGUAAGAAACGAUCUAAUGGCAUCAAAUCACAGUUGCAUAGAGGCCUAUUGAUCUCACUCAAACGGCUGACCGUAGGAUCACCAAACUUAAUGUGAGAAAGGUUGGUUGUUUCAUAGCUAUUGUGGCUGGUAUAAGCAGGAUGACAUCACUAAAGGUUGUAGUAGAUCAAGUCUUUACUUUCUGACAACAAAAGAAAAUCAGUUAUCUUUCAUUAGCGAUGAUUACCAUUGUAGUACUCUGCAUUUAUUUUUAAUAAUGUCUAAUGUAUUACCGUUGUGGUAAUCUCUAUUACCAUUGAAAUACUCUCCAUUACCAUUGAAGUACUCUCCAUUUAUUUUAAUGAUUCUAAGUGUAUACUUAUAAACAGGGGGGGUCAUUUUUAUUAUCCACUUGCAUGCCUCUCUCCUAAACUUGUGUAAGUUUUUAGUAGUAUUUCCAAACGUUGACUGAAUGAAAAAUUAUUUCUUUCAAACCUCGGAGAUAAGAUUUUGUAACCUUGUCAGAAAUUCAAGCUGAAUCAAAAUGGCAUAUUGAUGGCUCAACCAGUUAGUUAUAAACAAAAUAACCCACGGGUAUACAGUGAUUGAUAUCAUUAAAAAUAGUAGAGCACUAAUCAGACUUGGAUAAAAUUGAAAACUACAGAAAAUCUCUUUAAAAAAACUUUCUGUGAGCAAUUAUAAUUAACUCUUAAAUAUCACAAUGUUAAUUAACUUGUAAAUGUCACAACGUUAAUUAACUCUUGAAACUAGUUUCAACCCUUUCAUUACUGCCUAUUUGGGCAAUUGCUGAUUUUUUUAAAAAAUAUAUCUUUUAUAAAACUCUAUAUUGAUUAUUUUACAUCCCUGAAUGUCAAAUACAGUGACGUAAUUGCUGGUAAACUAAAGCAAUUAGAAUUGAGAAUCCGUUAUCAGGUAGAAUUGAGAAAUUACAACUGUUUUUUCAAACAAGUAAUACCAAAAUAUUUUUUGCGAUAUUGAAAAUUAUUGAUUACAGGAUAAAAUAAAGGAAUUUUGACCGUAUUUUGCUUCUAUUAAGUUAUGUUAAAAAUCUUCUGCGAUUGGCACAAAUGGCAUUUAUGUACAUUAUACAUAUCUGGCACCAAUCGUAAACUUACAUUGAAUUCGAAGUGCAGCCCAAUUUUAUCUGCCAAAUCUAUAACAGCCCGAUUUGAUAGUGCAUGAGAUUUGGAAUGAUAGUAAGUAGAUUUAUUAUUUUAUUGGUGAUAAAUACUACCAUGAAAUUAAAUUAUGAAAUAUAACUCAACAAAGUACAUAAAUCCUACUUUAUAUGUCAUUACAUAUAUCUCAAACAAUCGUGAACUGAAUAACUGUUUAUGCUACGCUACUGAGCUGUGCUGCAGCCAUAAAAAAUAAAUCUGGUAUUGUUAUCAUUAGAAUAAAGCUCUAUCCUUUUACAAACAUUCCUGCAAUUAAGGUCUGGAAAUCUAAAAAUUCUACAGAUCCCUCAAUACAUCAUAUAUAUAUUCGCAUGAAAAAUGCUUCUCCAUAUUUGCCACUGAAAUCUCAAACUGGAUCUAAAAUGGCUUAAAUAGUGAUAUACUUAUAAUGGAAUUACAGCAACUGACUUAUGUAGUUUUGUUUUUUAAAUUCAGAUAUGCUUUUUUUUAUUUUAGUGUUUGUUACACCACUUUUUUUAGUAUAUGUAAUUAGAUUUUUUCUUGACAUUACUUCCAUGAACUGUAUAAGCAUGUUUGCAUCUGUAUGAAUUGUUUUGGUCACAGAAUUUGAACCUUUAUUUUUAAAGUAAUGGAUUUGUUAACAACGAGUUUAUGUAUUUUAAGUAAUAUUUUAUACAGUCAUAUGUACAGUCAUUCGAAAGCUUCAGAGAACAAUUAGCUCAUCACUUGCAUGUAUCACCAUUGUAACCUGAAUAAAUAUUUCAUACUAUA
This is a messenger RNA of Parasteatoda tepidariorum (common house spider), 9559 nucleotides long. RefSeq names its product Fatty acid transport protein 1 (gene Fatp1). Gene Ontology annotation, molecular function: long-chain fatty acid-CoA ligase activity; long-chain fatty acid transmembrane transporter activity. Lineage: Eukaryota; Metazoa; Arthropoda; Arachnida; Araneae; Theridiidae. Gene Ontology annotation, biological process: long-chain fatty acid metabolic process; long-chain fatty acid import into cell. Gene Ontology annotation, cellular component: plasma membrane; endoplasmic reticulum membrane. The record is from RefSeq and is a predicted model, not a curated record.